This is a messenger RNA of Fusarium oxysporum Fo47, 1449 nucleotides long. RefSeq lists its product as uncharacterized. Lineage: Eukaryota; Fungi; Ascomycota; Sordariomycetes; Hypocreales; Nectriaceae. The record is from RefSeq and is a predicted model, not a curated record. Bases 1 to 1449 code for a protein of 482 amino acids. The transcript has a single exon.
AUGGAGCACAAGUCAUUUUUCAGUUACCCCAUUACCCAACCCUUUCCCUUUCGAUGGUUCACCCCAGUUGCUGUCAUAGGCGGUAUCGUGUUCAUCGCGCUCUUCACUUUGAUGAACUUUGCCUCGAGUAGCUAUGAACUCAUCGUCCAGAACUCACUGGAUCCAAAUGCUACUGUUUCUAGGCGUGGCUUGCUGCAUCGCUACCCAUCUUUUCUGACCACUAAAGUGCAACCCAAAUGCCAGCCUGCCACGUUACCAGUAAACAGCGAUUUCUUCACCAACAAUACCGCUCUAACCUACACGUUGACAAGCGUCUGGGAGAGAGGAAAAGAUGGCCAGCGGGUCAUUUCGCCCGCUCUCACAUAUCACGGAAACAUCCUGCAGGACUGCUCUGUCCACUCUGUGGAAAUCGACUUUGAUUCUUUAGACAGGGCCGGAAAACAGAUUGGUUUUUGCGAAUGGGGCGCUGUGCUGCGGUCGUACAUAUCGUGCAAGAUCGACACCCCGGCCGGAGAAGUCUUCUUCAACAUGACGCAGACUUAUGACUAUGUUCCUGAUACCACUUCCUUCGAUAGUCUCGGCAAGUUUCUUGGUACCGGGUUCCUUGGUCGUAACAAGACAACGCAAGCUAGCCUCUGGUGGGGCGAAUCCCUGAUGUCUACAUUCUGGGGAGAAGUCACGCUGAUGCUCCAGGACCAGCGGGGGGCUUACAAAGACGACGAUGACAAAAUAGAACUCAACAAGGGCACUGUUUCUUUCAUGAUCAAUGAUACGAACCCUAAUAUUGAAGACUUGCGCUUUUUCAGCCUCGAUUAUCGUUUCUACGGUAGCAGAAUCAACGAGGUAGCCUGCUGUCCCGGCUUACCGCUUCCCUUAACGGCAAAGGUCCUAGAUGAGAGCGACACCUAUCCGAACAUAUGGAUAAAAGCAGACUCGCUGGCAAAAGCGGCGUAUUCGACAAUACUCGUUGAUCUCGGCCAGGAAGCAGCCCCCAAAUCCAAUAUCCUCACCGACACCAAGUUGCUGACGCGCUACACGGCCAACUUCUCCACAGCGCGCAUGGCAAAUCUGAGAUCAGGUCCUGCGAACGACAGUUACAGCGCAUUAAAGAAAACGACGGGCCAUUUAGGUAUCACGCCUUCUGUCAUCGCUACGACGUACAUCUGUCAGGUCCCGCGGCUCAAGCCAGCGGGGAAUCUCAUCGUUGCUAUCAUCGUAGCUGAUCUUGUGCUGCUUCAAGCUGUAUGGCAACUCUACAAGCUUUCCACUGAAUUCUAUCUCGGUAAGAAGCAUCGGGAUUCGGCUCCGUGUGAGAGAUGCUCUGGCGUUGGACAGGUAGAUGAUCCCGUGCUGCCAUCUAUGCCGAGCCAGGAUAGUGGGUUGGAGUAUUUUCCGCUGGUGAACACGCCGGCUCAGAGCGAUGGUCUGUUGACAGGGAGUAGAGUUUAG